CUAAGGAGGACUUGUGAAGUCCUGACAGGYGGAACGAUGACAGCGGUUGAAACCCAAAUGACAUAUAGCAACUCCUAUACGGUCCACCAUGAAGAAACGUACAUGACCCAGGAGGAAGACUGGGACAGGGACCUGCUCCUGGACCCYGCCUGGGAGAAGCAGCAGAGGAAGACGUUCACAGCUUGGUGCAACUCCCACUUGAGGAAAGCCGGGACACAGAUCGAGAACAUUGAAGAGGAUUUCAGAAAUGGCCUCAAACUCAUGCUGCUGCUGGAGGUCAUAUCAGGCGAGAGGCUGCCCAAACCGGACAAAGGGAAGAUGCGUUUCCACAAGAUUGCCAACGUGAAUAAAGCUCUGGACUUCAUCUGCAGCAAGGGGGUCAAACUGGUGUCUAUUGGUGCAGAGGAAAUUGUUGACGGUAAUGUGAAGAUGACCCUCGGUAUGAUCUGGACCAUCAUCCUGCGUUUCGCCAUCCAGGACAUCUCUGUGGAAGAGACUUCUGCUAAAGAAGGUCUGCUGCUGUGGUGCCAGAGGAAGACCGCCCCCUACAGGAACGUCAACGUGCAGAACUUCCACAUCAGUUGGAAGGAUGGUCUGGCCCUGUGUGCCCUCAUCCACAGACACAGACCUGACCUCAUCGACUACUCCAAGCUGAGAAAGGACGACCCUGUUGGUAACCUGAACACUGCCUUUGAGGUCGCUGAGAAGUUCCUGGACAUCCCCAAGAUGCUCGACGCUGAGGAUAUUGUAAACACACCCAAACCUGACGAGAAGGCCAUCAUGACCUACGUGUCCUGCUUUUAUCACGCCUUUGCUGGAGCCGAGCAGGCUGAGACAGCUGCCAACCGGAUCUGCAAGGUGCUGGCAGUGAACCAGGAGAACGAGAAGCUGAUGGAGGAAUAUGAAAAGCUGGCCAGUGAGCUGCUGGAGUGGAUCCGCCGCACCAUCCCCUGGCUGGAGAACCGCGUGGCCGAGCAGACCAUGCGUGCCAUGCAGCAGAAGCUGGAGGACUUCCGGGACUACCGUCGCGUCCACAAGCCGCCGCGCGUGCAGGAGAAGUGCCAGCUGGAGAUCAACUUCAACACCCUGCAGACUAAACUGAGACUGAGCAACAGGCCUGCCUUCAUGCCCUCUGAGGGCAAGAUGGUGUCGGAUAUCGCCAACGCCUGGAAGGGUCUGGAGCAGGUGGAGAAGGGCUACGAGGAGUGGCUGCUGACCGAGAUCCGCCGUCUGGAGAGACUGGACCACCUGGCUGAGAAGUUCAAGCAGAAGUGUGCCAUGCACGAGUCCUGGACUGCAGGUAAGGAGGACCUCCUGUCCCAGAAGGACUACGAGUCGGCUUCUCUGAUGGAGAUCAGAGCUUUGAUGAGGAAGCACGAGGCCUUCGAGAGCGACCUCGCCGCUCACCAGGACAGAGUGGAGCAGAUCGCUGCCAUCGCUCAGGAGCUGAAUGAGCUGGACUACCAUGACUCUGCUACGGUCAACGCUCGCUGCCAGGGCAUCUGUGACCAGUGGGACAACCUGGGGACCCUCACCCAGAAGAGGAGGGAUGCUCUGGAGCGCGUGGAGAAACUGUGGGAGACCAUUGACCAGCUGUACCUGGAGUUUGCGAAGAGGGCGGCGCCCUUCAAUAACUGGAUGGACGGAGCCAUGGAGGACCUGCAGGACAUGUUCAUUGUCCACAGCAUCGAGGAGAUCCAGAGUCUGAUCACAGCUCACGACCAGUUCAAGGCCACUCUGCCCGAGGCCGACAAGGAGCGCAUGGCCACCAUGGGCAUCCACAACGAGAUCCUGAAGAUCGCCCAGACCUACGGCAUCAAGCUGUCCGGAAUCAACCCGUACACCAACCUGACUCAGCAGGACAUCAGCACUAAAUGGGACACUGUGAAGCACCUCGUGCCCCUCAGAGACCAAAUGCUUCAGGAGGAAGUGGCCCGACAGCAGGCCAACGAGAGGCUGAGGCGCCAGUUUGCUGCUCAGGCCAACAUCAUCGGACCCUGGAUUCAAACCAAGAUGGAGGAGAUCAGCCACGUGUCGGUGGAUAUCGCGGGCUCCCUGGAGGAACAGAUGAACAGCCUGAAGCAGUACGAACAGAACAUCAUCAACUACAAGUCCAACAUCGACAAGCUGGAGGGAGACCACCAGCUCAGCCAGGAGUCCCUGAUCUUCGACAACAAACACACCAACUACACCAUGGAGCACGUGCGUGUGGGCUGGGAGCAGCUGCUCACCACCAUCGCCAGAACCAUCAACGAGGUGGAGAACCAGAUCCUGACCCGCGACGCCAAGGGCAUCAGCCAGGAGCAGCUCAACGAGUUCAGGGCCUCCUUUAAUCACUUCGACAGGAAGAGAAACGGCAUGAUGGACCCAGACGACUUCAGAGCCUGCCUCAUCUCCAUGGGUUAUGAUCUGGGUGAGGUUGAGUUCGCCCGCAUCAUGACCCUGGUGGACGCCAACAACACCGGCGUGGUGACCUUCCAGGCCUUCAUCGACUUCAUGACCCGCGAGACUGCCGAGACCGACACUGCCGAGCAAGUCAUGGCUUCUUUCAAGAUUCUGGCCUCAGACAAGAGCUACAUCACAGUGGACGAGCUGCGCAGGGAGCUACCGCCCGAGCAGGCAGAGUACUGCAUCAGCCGCAUGACCCGGUACGUGGGCGGUGAYGCUCCCCCCGGCGCCCUGGACUACAUCUCCUUCUCCAGCGCCCUCUACGGAGAGAGCGACUUAUAA
Molecule: messenger RNA, 2730 nt
Organism: Austrofundulus limnaeus
Lineage: Eukaryota; Metazoa; Chordata; Actinopteri; Cyprinodontiformes; Rivulidae
Gene: actn3b
Product: actinin alpha 3b
Molecular function (GO): calcium ion binding; protein binding
Source: RefSeq, a predicted model, not a curated record